AUGCACACAACUGCUUCUCCUAUUCAACACUCAACUGGUUAUCCAUCGUUUUUAUCUUAUGCACAUAAUCAUAAUCAUUUUAAUGUCUCAAUGAAUACUAAUGCAUUGCGCACGAGUCCUAAUUCGUCACAUCUACUAUCAUAUAAUAGUUAUAAUGGUGGUCUUAAUUUAACAUCUCAUUCAAAUAGUAUCAAACAAUUUCAAAGUGAUGAUGAAGAUGAUCGUCAAUCCAUAUCUCCAUCUGAUGACGAUAUAGUAAAUACGACAUUAAUACCAUUUAAAAAACGUUCUCGUACUGUACCACCUGAAGAUAAAGAUACUACUUAUUAUGAGAAACGCUCACGCAAUAAUGAUUCAGCGAAGCGUUCACGUGAUGCAAGACGAAUUAAAGAACAACUGAUUCAAGAACGUGUCCACUUUUUACAACAUGAAAAUUUUCGUUUAUCGAUGGAAAAUCAAUCUAUACGAUAUCAACUUUCGCAACUAAACAUGUUGUGCGAUAGAUCAGCGAAGCCAUGA
This is a messenger RNA of Rotaria socialis, 519 nucleotides long. The record is from the annotation of a GenBank genome assembly. Lineage: Eukaryota; Metazoa; Rotifera; Eurotatoria; Philodinida; Philodinidae.